Entelurus aequoreus (snake pipefish) is the source of this 871-nucleotide messenger RNA. RefSeq lists its product as uncharacterized. The coding region runs from base 28 to 588 and encodes 186 amino acids. The transcript has 2 exons. Gene Ontology annotation, molecular function: nucleic acid binding. NCBI's taxonomy places the organism in Eukaryota, Metazoa, Chordata, Actinopteri, Syngnathiformes, Syngnathidae. Gene Ontology annotation, biological process: DNA integration. The record is from RefSeq and is a predicted model, not a curated record.
GGACACAGGCUCGUCAUCCCUUCUACAAUGAGAAAUUAUGUUCUCGCCAAAUUGCAUGAAGGACACCAAGGCGUGGUGAAGUGUAGACAGCGGGCACGACAGUCAGUAUGGUGGCCCGGGCUUAGCCAGCAGCUGAAUGAAUUGGUUCUCAACUGCCGAACAUGCUGUAAGGAGAGACAGAACCACAGGGAGCCGCUGAUGCCGUCACCAUACCCAGGCCGACCAUGGGAGAAGUUAGGAGCUGAUUUGUUCAUGCUCGGUACCAAGACCUACCUGCUGGUAGUGGACUACAUGUCAAGGUAUGUGGAGAUUGCUUUGCUGACCUCCACAAGAUCAAACGAUGUAAUCCACCACCUAAAAUCGAUCUAUGCACGUCACGGAAUCCCGGAUCUUCUCGUGUCGGAUGGUGGGCCCCAGUUCUCCGGAGCAGGCUUUGCCGAGUUCGCAGAGUCUUACGGAUUCCGUCACAUUACCAGUAGCCCAAGAUACCCUCAAGGGCUACUCCUCUCGACAAUGGGUAUAGUCCAGCGCAGCUUCUCAUGGGGAGGAGGCUCCGCACAACAGUGCCUAUCCUUCCUGUUUUGCUAAAUCCUGCUCUUCCUGAUAGUGAAGCUGUUAUGCGGAAAGAAGGGGAGAAGAGGACAAAAGAUGCACAACGCUACAACCUGCGGCAUCGUGCAAUGAACCUUGACAGACUGAAUCCGGGACAGGACGUGUGGAUCAAGGACCAAAAGAAAGCCGGAGCUAUCAUCGGACGUCACACCACUCCACGAUCGUAUCUGGUGGAAGGACCCCAUGGGUCUAUCAGACGGAACCGUCGUCAUCUCAUCCCUAUGGGAUCCUCGCCGGAGCAGAGUGGCCGUGGUGCAGC